ACCAGAGCUUUAGCCUGGGUGACAAAGCAAGACCCUGUCUCAAAAAAUAAGUGAAAUAAAAAUAACUAAACAUUUUUGCUCUGGUCUGAAUGUUUAUGUGCCUCCGAAAACCCCUAUGUUAAAAUACUAACCCCCAAGUGACAAUAUGAGAAACUGGAGCCUUUGGGAGAUAAAUAGGUUAUAAGGGUGGGACCUUCAUGAAUGGGUUUGGAGUUCUUAUUAANAAAAAACAGGCAUUCCAUUCCAAGGCCUCUGUGUGCCUGCGGAGUAGCCAUCACGAGCAAAGCUCACCCUCCCGAGUUGAAAAAAUUUAUGGACAAGAAGUUAUCAUUGAAAUUAAAUGGUGGCAGACAUGUCCAAGGAAUACUGCGGGGAUUUGAUCCCUUUAUGAAUCUUGUGAUAGAUGAAUGUGUGGAGAUGGCGACUAGCGGACAACAGAACAAUAUUGGAAUGGUGGUAAUGCAAGGAAAUAGUAUCAUCAUGUUAGAAGCCUUGGAACGAGUAUAAAUAAUGGCUGUUCAGCGGAGAAACCCAUGUCCUCUCUCCAUAGGGCCUGUUUUACUAUGAUGUAAAAAUUAGGUCAUGUACAUUUUCAUAUUAGACUUUUUGCUAAAUAAACUUUUGUAAUAG
This is a messenger RNA of Cebus imitator (Panamanian white-faced capuchin), 630 nucleotides long. RefSeq names its product small nuclear ribonucleoprotein G-like. The transcript has a single exon. Gene Ontology annotation, cellular component: spliceosomal tri-snRNP complex; precatalytic spliceosome; U2 snRNP. The coding region runs from base 202 to 507 and encodes 101 amino acids. The record is from RefSeq and is a predicted model, not a curated record. NCBI's taxonomy places the organism in Eukaryota, Metazoa, Chordata, Mammalia, Primates, Cebidae. Gene Ontology annotation, biological process: mRNA splicing, via spliceosome; spliceosomal snRNP assembly. Gene Ontology annotation, molecular function: RNA binding.